AUGGCCACCGCAAACCUCGUCGAUUUCCAAAACAUCUUCUCCCUCGAGGGCAAAGUUGCCGUUAUAACUGGCAGCUCUCGCGGACUCGGCCUCGCUGCGGCGUCUGGAAUCUUGCAAGUAGGCGCUUCGAAAGUCUACAUCACGUCUCGGAGCGCCAGUGGCUGCGAGGAAGCAUGUGCGAUACUUAACGCCCUGCCAAACAAGCGCGCCGAUGCCCAAGCCAUCCCCGUUCCCGCGGAUUCGUCCACCGUAGAUGGUAUCCAAGAACUCGUAGAUGCCGUCAGUAAAUCGACGGACCACGUGGACAUCCUUCUAAUCAACGCCGGCAUGGCGUACGGCGAGCGGUUCGAGAAGCACGACGAGAAGAAGUGGACCGAGGUCAUGGACAUCAACCUCAAGAGCGUGUUCUACGCAGCCCAAAGCUCGGCCGAUACUGGAUCCGUUGCGAUCGACUCCAAAGCCUAUGCCUCCAGUGACUCUUGGCUCAUUUGCCUCAGCGGUGCUCCUUUCACUGGCAUCCACUGUGAUCUGAAUGGCGUCUUGAGCCCGCAGAAGGGUCCAAUUCCGGUCGCCGUCACCUCUGGCCCCGGUAUUGGUCCUUUUCACUGA
Molecule: messenger RNA, 609 nt
Organism: Lasiodiplodia theobromae
Lineage: Eukaryota; Fungi; Ascomycota; Dothideomycetes; Botryosphaeriales; Botryosphaeriaceae
Product: Rhamnolipids biosynthesis 3-oxoacyl-(acyl-carrier-protein) reductase
Exons: 2
Coding region: 1-609 (202 amino acids)
Source: RefSeq, a predicted model, not a curated record